GCAGCCUCUGGGGAGUUAGGGUCCGGAGAGACCCACGCGUCGCCCCCCGCCCGCCCGGGGCCGGGAGAUCCUCGGGAGCCGCCUCCGCGUGUCCAGAGAGUGUCGGGGCGGCCGCCACUUCCCCUCGCCCUUCGCCGGAGGAAUCUUCCGAUAAUUCUGCCGCCGCGACUUUAACCGUGCGCAAGGCGAGAGCUCGAAACAAACAUCACAUCUAAAUUAAAAAAAAAAAAAAAAAAAAAAAAAAAAGCGGAAGAAGCGGCCGAGGCGGCGGCGGCGGCGGGAGGAGAGGAGGAGGGGCCGCGCGCGGCGGCCCGAGGCGGCGGCGGGGACGCGGGGACGCGAGGACGCGGCUUUGUGCAGGCGGGUCGCGGGGCGCCCAUGGCGGAGUGCGGCCGGGGGGGCGCCGCCGGCGGGGCCCUGCCCACCUCCCCGGGCCCGGCCCUCGGCGCCAAGGGCGCCCUGAAAGCCGGAGUGGGGGAAGGCGGUGGCGGGGGAGGUCGCCUCGGCCACGGGCGGGCGCGCUAUGACAGCGGCGGGGUUUCCAACGGAGACUGCAGCCUCGGCGUGUCCGGGGACGAAGCCCGGGCUAGCCCUACCAGGGGACCCCGCGGCGUUGCGCUCGCCCCGACCCCCAGCGCGGUCGUCUGUACCCUCCCCCGGGAGAGCAAGCCGGGCGGCCUGCCCCGCCGGAGCAGCAUCAUCAAGGAUGGUACAAAACAGAAGAGGGAACGGAAAAAGACAGUCUCAUUCAGCAGCAUGCCAACAGAGAAGAAGAUCAGCAGUGCAAGUGAUUGUAUUAAUUCAAUGGUUGAGGGUUCAGAACUCAAAAAGGUUCGCUCCAACUCUAGAAUUUAUCAUAGGUACUUUUUACUGGAUGCUGACAUGCAGAGCCUAAGGUGGGAGCCAUCUAAGAAGGAUUCUGAGAAAGCCAAGAUUGACAUUAAAUCCAUCAAGGAAGUGAGAACAGGAAAAAACACAGACAUAUUCCGCAGCAAUGGCAUUUCUGACCAGAUAUCUGAAGAUUGUGCGUUUUCCGUCAUAUAUGGAGAGAAUUAUGAGUCACUGGAUUUGGUUGCCAACUCCGCAGAUGUUGCAAACAUCUGGGUUACGGGACUGCGGUACCUAAUUUCUUAUGGAAAACAUACGCUUGAUAUGUUAGAAAGUAGCCAAGAUAACAUGAGGACUUCUUGGGUUUCACAAAUGUUUAGUGAAAUCGAUGUAGAUAACCUUGGACAUAUAACUCUGUGUAAUGCUGUGCAAUGUAUCAGAAACCUCAAUCCUGGUUUAAAAACGAGCAAAAUUGAGCUUAAGUUCAAAGAAUUGCAUAAAUCAAAGGACAAAGCUGGUACCGAGGUCACAAAGGAAGAAUUUAUUGAGGUUUUUCAUGAGCUUUGUACUAGACCUGAAAUUUAUUUCCUUUUAGUUCAGUUUUCAAGCAAUAAAGAAUUCCUUGAUACCAAGGACCUUAUGAUGUUUCUUGAGGCAGAACAGGGUGUGGCACAUAUAAAUGAGGAAAUAAGCCUUGAAAUUAUUCACAAAUAUGAACCAUCCAAAGAGGGUCAGGAAAAGGGCUGGCUCUCCAUAGACGGGUUCACUAAUUACCUUAUGUCACCUGACUGUUAUAUAUUUGAUCCAGAACAUAAGAAGGUCUGUCAGGAUAUGAAGCAACCUCUGUCUCAUUACUUUAUAAACUCAUCCCAUAAUACAUACUUAAUAGAGGAUCAGUUCCGAGGUCCCUCCGACAUCACAGGAUAUAUUCGAGCUCUUAAAAUGGGUUGCCGGAGUGUUGAAUUAGAUGUAUGGGAUGGGCCGGACAAUGAACCUGUAAUUUACACAGGCCACACCAUGACCUCUCAGAUAGUUUUCCGCAGUGUCAUUGAUAUUAUUAACAAGUAUGCAUUCUUUGCUUCAGAGUAUCCUCUUAUCUUGUGUUUAGAAAACCACUGUUCCAUUAAACAACAGAAGGUAAUGGUUCAGCACAUGAAGAAACUUUUAGGAGACAAGCUCUAUACAACAUCACCCAAUGUUGAGGAAUCUUAUCUACCAUCCCCAGAUGUCCUGAAAGGGAAAAUACUAAUUAAAGCAAAGAAGCUGUCCUCAAAUUGCUCUGGGGUAGAAGGAGAUGUUACUGAUGAAGAUGAAGGAGCAGAAAUGUCUCAGAGGAUGGGAAAAGAGAACAUGGAGCAACCCAAUAAUGUGCCUGUGAAGCGAUUUCAGCUUUGUAAAGAACUGUCUGAACUGGUCAGCAUCUGCAAAUCAGUUCAGUUCAAAGAAUUUCAGGUGUCAUUUCAGGUUCAGAAGUACUGGGAAGUCUGUUCCUUUAAUGAAGUGCUUGCCAGCAAGUACGCCAAUGAAAAUCCAGGGGACUUUGUAAAUUACAACAAACGUUUUCUUGCUAGGGUUUUUCCCAGUCCAAUGAGAAUUGAUUCCAGUAACAUGAAUCCUCAAGAUUUUUGGAAAUGUGGUUGCCAAAUUGUAGCCAUGAACUUUCAGACACCAGGACUGAUGAUGGACCUGAAUAUUGGCUGGUUUAGGCAGAACGGAAACUGUGGCUAUGUCCUCCGGCCAGCCAUCAUGAGGGAGGAGGUCUCCUUCUUCAGCGCCAAUACAAAAGACUCUGUCCCAGGGGUCUCACCUCAACUUCUUCACAUUAAAAUCAUCAGUGGGCAGAACUUUCCCAAGCCCAAAGGAUCAGGUGCCAAAGGUGACGUGGUAGAUCCUUAUGUCUAUGUUGAAAUCCAUGGAAUCCCUGCUGAUUGUGCAGAACAAAGGACAAAAACAGUGCACCAGAAUGGAGACGCUCCCAUUUUUGAUGAAAGCUUUGAAUUUCAAAUCAACCUGCCUGAACUGGCCAUGGUGCGCUUUGUAGUGCUGGAUGAUGACUACAUUGGGGAUGAAUUCAUCGGCCAGUACACAAUUCCCUUUGAAUGUUUACAGACGGGCUACCGCCAUGUCCCCCUGCAGUCCUUAACUGGAGAGGUCCUUGCACAUGCUUCUUUAUUUGUCCACGUGGCUAUUACUAACCGAAGAGGAGGAGGGAAGCCUCAUAAAAGGGGCCUUUCUGUGAGAAAAGGGAAGAAAUCCAGGGAAUAUGCAUCUUUGAGAACACUGUGGAUUAAAACUGUGGAUGAGGUAUUCAAGAAUGCGCAGCCCCCUAUACGGGAUGCCACAGAUCUGAGAGAAAACAUGCAGAAUGCGGUGGUGUCAUUCAAGGAACUGUGUGGCCUCUCCUCUGUGGCCAAUCUCAUGCAGUGCAUGUUGGCGGUGUCUCCCCGCUUUCUGGGGCCCGAUAACACACCCCUAGUGGUCCUAAAUCUCAGCGAGCAGUACCCCACAAUGGAGCUGCAGGGAAUUGUGCCGGAGGUUCUGAAGAAGAUCGUAACAACUUAUGACAUGAUGAUUCAGUCCCUCAAGGCGUUGAUUGAAAAUGCAGAUGCUGUAUAUGAAAAGAUCGUACAUUGUCAGAAGGCAGCCAUGGAAUUCCAUGAACACUUGCACAGCAUAGGCACCAAGGAAGGUUUGAAGGAAAGAAAACUACAAAAAGCAGUGGAGAGCUUUACCUGGAAUAUUACCAUCUUAAAGAUAAGAAAGACAGGAAGGAGGAGUAUUUUUGUGCCUCAGACUCCCAUAAUGGUAUGAGUACCCUCCUCCUUCUCCUCCCUCACACUGCAUGUGAUUUGGAAGAAAAGUGUCUGCUGGCCCCCAGGGAAUGGAAGGUGCUAAUCUUUGCUGUCUUCAACAUCCAAGCAUGUGGCCAUUACACAGGUGGCAGAGGGCAGGGGAAGUCUUAGCUGCCGCACUGGAUCCCUCACCUCAGAAGUAAGACAACUGUUUUUCUCUAAUAGAUAGUUGGACAAAAGGACUUUGAAAAAAUUAGCCAGAUGUAGAAUCCCUGUUGUUUUGCCCCUACGUCUGAAUAAAAGCAAUGACUUGUGAUUGUUAAAUGGCUCCUAAAAUGUAGCUCUAACAGAUGUGUCUUGAAAUAUUUUUAAUAUAUUAAAAACUAGAACAUCUUUUGUGGUCAUACAGAAAGUAUGGUGAUUAGCCGAGGGUUGAGCACAGCUGGGGUGCGGUUCUGGCAUUUGGAGCUGCCAUCAUUCUUUUCCUGGCUGCUCUGGCCUCUGAUCCAAUCCCAGGUAAGCCACAGGCUCAGCCAGAAAAAGCACAGUCACGCCAGACUCGCAGCAAGAGCUGCUGGGAUCCAGCCACUGCCCUUAGUUACAUCUUUUAAAGAUUACUUUCUGGGCCUAAGUAAGAACCUUAAAUAUUUUGACCUAAGGUUGUUAUAACUCUUUCAAGAUGAAAACAAAAUAGAAUAAGUUAAAAAAAUUCAAACCAGAAUGUGUGAAAUCAAAUGACAUUUGAGUUGUUCAACUGAAAACAUUGCAAAGCCAGCUUUGUGGAAGGAGUCUUCAAAACCAGACACCCUGUGUCAGUGGGUGGCAGUGUUUUAAGUAACCUUUGCUCUUUUCAAGUCUUUUGAAGCAAUGAAAUAUGAACACUGCUACAACAAACACCCCCACCUCUUUCAGAAUUUUUUUUUUUUUUUUUUGAGACAGAGUUUUGUUCUUGUUGCCCAGGCUGGAGUGCAAUGGUGUGGUCUCAGCUCACUGCAACCUCUGCCUCCUGGGUUCAAGCAAUUCUUGUGCUUCAGCCUCCCAAGUAGCUGGGUUUACAGGCGCCCGCCACCAUGCCAGCUAAUUUUUUUUUUUUGUAUUUUUAGUAGAGACGAGGUUUCACCGUGUACUCCUGACCUGAGGUGAUCCGCCCGCCUCGGCCUCCCAAAGUGCUGGGAUUACAGGCAUGAGCCACCGCGCCUGGCCAGAAUUGUUCUUCACUCACACUACAUGCCUUACCUCCAAGACAUCUUAAACAUGUAGUUUUAGACACAUAGAACAAAAUGAAAGUGAUGUGGACAAAGUUCAGCAGCUCCUCAAGCCCAGAUUUAUUGCCUUUAGGAGUCCUUUGUGUCUCGCCUUGGUAAUGUCCAAAGGCCUAUUCUGUUUAAGAUACCAUGAUUACUUCUCUGAAGUUGAGAAACAUAAGAUUCAACCAGAUGAAGAAUUCUAUUACCACAUUAAUUAUCGUAUGCCAUCUGGGGAUUUUUGUUUUUAAAUACCCUGUCAUCAUGUGGUAGAUCUAUAUAUGCUGACACGGAAAGAUCACUAAGACAUAACUUUUCGUGAAGAAAAAAGGAAACCAAAGAACAAUAUAGAUUGCUUGAUUGUAUUUACAUUAAAAGUAAAAUAAAAUACCUAUUUGUAAUAUAUAUAUAAUGCCAAGAAAAAGACAAAACUCAUUGUUUAGGGGGCAGCUGUGAGAUUAAAGGGGAGACUUUCACAUUUUACUUUAAUUACAUUACUUUAAUUGCAUUCAACAGAUGGUUAUGGAGCCCUUACUCUGUACCUGGCACUGUUCUAGGCUCUGAGGAUACAGCAGUGAUCAGAAGACAAAAAUUCCUGCCCUCGUGAAGUUUACAUUUAGUGGAAGAGACAGACAAUAAACCAAGCAGUAGAGUAUGGCAAUAGGUGUUAUGGAAAAAGCAAGGCAGGGAAGCGGUAAGGAGAAUUAUGGACAGGAAGUGGGAGUUCUAAUUAGACAAGAUGGGGCUGUCAGGGAGGGCGCUGCUGUGAAGAGGGCAUCAGAGUCAAGAUGGCAUCAAGGGGAGGGGAAGGAGCUAGCUACGUGCAUUUCUGGGGCAAGGGCAUUCCCUGCAGAGGGAACAAUGAGUGCAUAGACAUUGAGGUUGGACUAGAGAGGACCUGAUGGGUUUGAGGAACAUUUAGGAGCGUAGCAUAUCAGAGGCUGAGUGAACAAUACAGGGUGGGUAGGUGGGUGAAGGAAGUCAGAUGAGGCUGUGGGCAAGGACUUUGACUCUCACUCUAUUUGGGGAGCUGCUGAAGGGUUUUGAACAGAGGGAAAGGGAUGUCCUGUGUUUUAAUUUGAGCUCUCUGGCUGUCACGUUGAACAUGGAGAAAGAAGACCAGUCAGAAUAAACUCCAAGAAAGAUUAUGGUGGCUUAAACCACAAUGUUGGCAGUGAAGAUGGUAAAAAGUGGUGAGAAACUUUAUAUAUAUGUUUUGAAGAUUGUGACACUAGGACCUACUGACAGAUGGGAUGAUAGAUGGAAGAAAAAGGGGAGAAUGAAUAAUGACACCAGGGUCCUUGGUCCAGGUCACUGCAAGAAUGGAGUUGCUUUGACUGAAGAGUAGCUGGUAGUAGGAGUAGUAGCAGGAUAUCAGAAACUCAACUGGACAUGUGAUGUCCAAAAGAAUGAUGCCUAGAUAGGCAUUUUGGUAGGUACUAAUUUUUAUUAAUAAAAAUAAGAGCAUACAUCAAUGAAAUUAAAAACAGAAAAUGCAUAGAGAAAAAUCAGUAAAACCAAAAGCUAGUCCUUUGAAAACCUUAUUAAAAUCAGUAAGUCUUUAGUCAAGCUAACUAAGAAAGAGAUGAUGCAAAUUACUAAUGUCAAAAAUGAAAUAAAGGAUAUCACCACAGAUUUUAUGGACACUAAAAGGAUAAUGAAGGAAUAUUGUGAACAAUUCUAUGCCCACAAACUUGAAAACCUAGAUGAAAUAGGCCAAUUCCUUGAAAGGUACAAUCUGCCAAAACUCAUAUGAGAAGAAAUAUACAAUCUGAAUAAUUCUAUAUCUAUUAAGGAAAUCAAAUCAAUAAUUAAUAAGCCUCCAAAACAAAAAGCACCAGCACAGAUAGGUUCACUGGUUUCUGCUAAACAUUUAAGAAAGAAAUGAUACCAAUUCUCUACAAUAUCUUCCAGAAAAUAGAAGCAGAGUGAAUACUUCCUAACUCAUUCUGCCAACCCAGUUUUACCUUAAUACCAAACCAAAGACAUUACAAGAAAAGAAAACAAUAGACCAGUAUCUCUCAUCAACACAGAUGCAAAAAUCCUUAACAAAAUAUUAACAAUUAAAAUCCAAAAAUGAAUAAAAAGAAUUAUUCACCAUGAUCAAAUGGGAUUUAUACUGGGUAUACAAGGUUGAUUUAACUUUUGAAAAUCAAUUAAUGUCAUUCAUCAUAUCAACAGGCUAAAGAAGACAAAGCUCGUGGUUAUAUCAGUAGAUGCAAAAAAAGUUUGACAAAAUUCAACUCCCAUUCAUGAUAAAAAUUCUCAGUGAACUAGGAAUAGAGAGGACCUUACUCAACUUGAUAAGGAACAUCUACAAAAAUCAUACUGCUUACAUCAUAUUUAAAGGUGAGAAACUGAAAGCAUUCCCAAUAAGAUUAGGGACAAAGCAAGGAUGUUCUCUGACACCACUGCUUUCAACAUUGACCUGGAAGUCCAGUCCUAGCUAAUGCAGAAAGACAAGAAAAUAAAAUAAAAGGUAUAUAUCUUGAGAAGGAAGAAAUAAAACUGUCUUUGUUCACAGAUGAUAUAAUCAUCUAUGUAGAAAAUCCAAAAGAAUUGACAAAAAAAUCUCCUCGAACAAUAUAAUGAGCAAUUAUGGCAGGGUUGCAGGAAACAAGGUUAAUAUACAAAAAUCAAUUGAUUUCUUUUUUUAAGAAAAAAAAAAUUUUGAGACAGGGUCUCACUCUGUCACCCAGGCUGGAGUGUACUGGCAUGAUCAUGGCUCACUGCAGCCUUGACCUCCCUGGGCUCAGGUGAUCCUCCCACCUCAGCCUCACAAGUAGCUGGUACUUCAGGUGCACACCAACAUACCCAGCUAAUUUUUGUAUUUUUAUACAGAGAUGGGGUUUCGCCAGGUUACCCAGGCCAGUCUUGAACUCCUGAGGCUCAAGCCUUAGCCUCCCAAAGUGCUGGGAUUACAGGCAUGAGCCACCACACCCAGCCAAUUUCUUUCUUUUUUUUUUUUAAGGCGGAGUCUUACUUUGUGAGACAGAGUGUCGCUCUUGUUGCCCAGGCUGGAGUGCAGUGGUGUGAUCUCGGCUCACUGCAAGCUCUGCCUCCUGGGUUCACGCCAUUCUCUGCCUCAGCCUCCCAAGUAGCUGGGACUACAGGUGCCCGCCACCACGCCCAGCUAAUUUUUUGUAUUUUUAGUAGAGACGGGGUUUCACCAUGUUAGUCAGGAUGGUCUCGAUCUCCUGACCUCGUGAUCCACCCGCCUCGGCCUCCCAAAGUGCUGGGAUUACAGGCGUGAGCCACCAUGCCCAGCCCAAUUUAUUUCUUAUAAACCAGCAAAGAACAAGUGGAAUUCAAAAUUAAAAACACAUGACCAUUUACAUUAGAACCCCCAGAAAUAAAAUAUUCAGGUAUAAAUCUAACAACAUAUAUAUGACUUAUAUGAGGAAAACUAUAAAACUCUGGUGAAAGGUAUCAAAGAAUUAAGUAAAUGGAGAGAUAUUCCAUAUUCAUGGAUGGGAAGACUUAAUAUUGUCAAGAUAUCAGUUUUUCCCAACUUGAUAUAUAGAUUCAACAUAAUCUCAAACUUCCAGCAAGCAUAAAAAUAAAUAAAUAAAUAAAUCCACCAAGUUAUUUUGUGGAUAUUGACAAACCAAUUCCAAAGUUUAAAGAGAGAAGCAAAAGACCCAGAAUAGCCAACACAAUAUUAAAGGAGAAGAAUAAAAUCAGAGGACAGACUUUAUCUGACUUUAAAACUUACUGCAAAGCUACAGGAAAUAAAACAGUGUGAAAAGAAUAGACAAAUAGAUCAGCAGAACAGGAUAGAAGAGCCCAGAAAUAGACCCACAUAAAGUAGUUAAUCAAUCUUUGGCAAAGGGGCAAAGGCAAUACAGUGGAAUAGAGACUUCAUCUUUUCAACAAUUCAUGCUGGAAAAACUGGACAUCCACAUGAAAAAUUCAGUCUAGGCACAAAUCUUACACCCUUCACAAGAAUUAACUCAAAAUAGAUCACAGACCUAAAGAUAAAACACAAAGCUAUAGAAUUCCUAGAAGAUAACACAGGAUAAAAUCUAGGCGACCUUGGAUAUGGCAGUGCUUUUUCAGAUACACCACCAUAGACAAUCCAUUAAAGGAAGAAUGGGUAAGUUGGACUUCCUUAAAAUUUAAAACUUCUGCUCUAUAAAGACAAUGUCAAGAGAAUGAGAAGAGAAGCCACAGUCUGAGAGAAAAUACUUGCAAAGGACACACCUGAUAAAGUACUGUUUUCCAAAAUAUGCAAAGAACUCUUAAAACUCAACAGUAAGGAAACAACCUGAUUAAAAACUGGGCAAAAGUCUGAGCAGUCAAAGAACUCUUAAAAAAUGCAAAGAACCCUUAAAACUCAACAGUAAGGAAACAACCUGAUUAAAAACUGGGCAAAAGUCUGAACAGUCACCUCGCCAUAGAAGACAUACAAAUGGAAAGUAUAUUAGCAUCACAUGUCACUAGGAAAUUAUAUAUUAAAACAACAAUGAGAUACCAAUAUGCAUCUAUUACAGUAGCCAAAAUACAAAACUAACAUCACCAAAUGCUGGCGAGGAUGUGAAACAACAGGAACUUUCAUUUAUGCUGGUGGAAAUGCAAAAUGGUGCAGACAAUUUGGAAGAAACUGUCAAACUAUCUGUAGUUCUUACAGAACUAAACAUACUCUUACCAUAUGAUCCAGCGAUCAUACCCCUUGGAAUGUACCUAAAUGAAUUGGAAACUUAUGUCCACACAAAAAUCUGCAUACAGAUGCUUAUAGCAGAGUUAUUUUUAAUUGCCAAAAUUUGGAAGCAACAAAGAUGUCCUGAAGUAAAUGAAUGGAUAAAUAAACUGCAGUGCAUCCAGACAAUGGAAUAUUAUUCAGCACUAAAAAGAUAUGAGCUAUCAAGCCAUGAGACGACAUGGAGGAAAUUUAAAUGCAUAUUACUAAGCAAAAGAAGCCAAUCCAAAAAGGCUACACACUGUGUUUCCAACUAGAUGACAUUGUCGAAAAGGCAGAACUGUGGAGACAAUAAAAAGAUCAAUGGUUGCCAGGGGUUGGGAGUGGGGAAGGAUGACUAGCAAAGCACAGAGGAAUUUUAGGGUGGUGGAACUAUUCUGCAUGAUCGUGUAAGGGUAGAUAGAUGUUGUUAUACAUUUUUCAAAACCCAUGGAAUACACAAAACCAAGGGUGAGCCCUAAUUUAGGCAAUAGACUUGAGGGGAUGUGGCAACAUAGGUUCAUUGAUUGUAACAAGUAUACCACUGUGGUGCGGGAUGUGGCUACUAGAGAAGGUUUGCGGAGGGAGGGAGCGUAAGGGAACUCUCUGUGGUUUCUGCUCUGUUUUGCUGUGAACCUAAAACUGUCCUAAAAAUUAAAGUUUAUUAAUUUUAAAAAAUAAUAUUUGGAGUUUUAAAACACAAAGACUAGUUAGUCUAUUAAAACUGUGAAUGUGUGUAGCAAUUCUGCUUGUGAAGGGAAAUACACUAUUUAACAUGAAAUUAUACUCCUGACACAAUAUGCUAUAUAUACAAAGACCUCAUAACUAGUAAAUUUUCAACAUGUGAGUUCAGUGACUAGUAAGAAUGAAUAAAAAUGAAGCUCCUUUAGUUAAUCUAUGCAAGGGAACAUCUAUUUAUAGUUACUAAUUAAAGGACUCUGUAAAGCAGGAAAACCAUGCAUGGUAAGUGGUAGGCAGCAAACUGUUCUGUGGAUUUGGGCCUCAUGAUGGUUUAAAAUUGCCUUGCAAUUUGAUCUCACCAGUGGCUGACAUUUGACUAUAGUCCAUUUGCCAGCCAAGGUAAGUCCCUACCCAUUGCUGUCUGCAGCUGGCCCCAAGCUCCUGCUGGACAGGAAUGCCUUAAAGGGGACCCACGCUGGGAGGCAGUUCAGAAAGAGGGAAAGGGGGAGGAGGUGUAAGUAGGACAAAGAAAAGUCAAACUACAGAGGAAUCAUAAAGAAAAUAAUAGAAUAAAUUGAGAACCCAAGGGGAUGGGAAAAAAUAGCAAGCAAGGAGAGUGAGAAAGAAGAAAAGGUAAUAGUGUAAGUAGAAAAAACUGUUAGUGGAAGGCAGGUUAAAUUUGGAAGGAAAAAUAGAACAAAAAAGCAAAGUAGGAGUGUUGGAAUUUACAGCAAUAGAGCACCACAUCAUCUCUUCUGCUCGAUAAUUUUGGAAUUGUUGGCUGAUGCAUUAGCCCAGUGGUUUUCAACUGGGGGUAGCUCACCCUCCCACUCAAGAGACAGUUAGCAAUGUCUGCAAACAUUAGGGUAUGCUAGGGGUGCUGCUAAAUAUCUGAAAAUACACAAGACAGCUCCCCACCUCCAAAGAAUUCUCUGGUCCAAAAUGUCAAGAGCAAAGAGGGUGACAAACUUCAUUGGCCCAUUGUCAGCACCAAUUCCAGACUCCCAGUGACUGUGCUUCAAUUCACCCACUGUUUUCUGACCUAUAUCGUGUUAUACUGCAUAUAGAUCAAGUUGAUGGUCAGACCUCAGAAAAGAAAUUAAAAUUUGGCUGAGAAAGUAUAUCCAGAGUAGAAAAUCCUUUGCUUCACUCUUUCUUUCAGCAAAUGCUCAGUGAGGACCUGCUGUGUGCCCACGGCUGCCAGCACUUACCAAACGCUGUGUGGGCUUCAGAGAUGGAGAACAGAUUAGUGGUUCUUCAGAGAUGGAGAACAGAUUAGUGGUUGCCAGGGUUUAGGGAUGGUGGAGAGGAGGGGGUGGGUGUGACUUCCUGGUGGUGCUGGUGCAGUGCUGUGCCUUGGUUGCCAUGGUGGUUACGUGAACCCACACAUGUGAUGAAGUCACACAAAAGCAGAGGCACACUUUGUACCCCCAUCAGUGUCUUGGUUUUGAUAUUGUGCUAUAGUUAUGUGAGACAUAACCAUUGGGGGAAAUUUGGGAAAGGGUAUACAAGACCUCUCUGUACUAUAUUUGUAUCCUUCUGUGAAUUUAUACUUAUUUCAAAAUAAAAAGUUUUUUUUUUAAUCAAACCUUAAAAGGGAAAAACAAGAUUGGCCAAACAACUAAUGAAAGAUGUAAUUUUAACCAGGAUAGACAGGAAUAGUCCAUGCACACAGAACCCCAUGCAGAUCUAUAAAUAGAAAGGGCCAGAAAGGCAGCAUACUCUUGGAGUGUGGUGUUGAAACUGGGAAAACAAACUCACUUUUUAUUAAAAUUGACCUAUUCAGAUGCAGUGCCAAUAAGAAAUAAUUAUGCCCUCUUGUGGAAUCAGAAUACUUCUAUUUCAGUGAAAGAUAGAUAUUGUUGAAGUAUAACACUAAGUUAUGUCAUAUCUAAUACUGUUUAAUUGCAUGUUUUG
Molecule: messenger RNA, 12140 nt
Organism: Pan troglodytes (chimpanzee)
Lineage: Eukaryota; Metazoa; Chordata; Mammalia; Primates; Hominidae
Gene: PLCL2
Product: phospholipase C like 2
Exons: 7
Coding region: 379-3639 (1086 amino acids)
Biological process (GO): phosphatidylinositol metabolic process; regulation of synaptic transmission, GABAergic; phosphatidylinositol-mediated signaling
Molecular function (GO): GABA receptor binding; inositol 1,4,5 trisphosphate binding; phosphatidylinositol-4,5-bisphosphate phospholipase C activity
Source: RefSeq, a predicted model, not a curated record